This is a messenger RNA of Ictalurus punctatus (channel catfish), 3447 nucleotides long. RefSeq names its product E3 ubiquitin-protein ligase TRIM39. The record is from RefSeq and is a predicted model, not a curated record. The transcript has 8 exons. Gene Ontology annotation, molecular function: zinc ion binding; protein binding. Lineage: Eukaryota; Metazoa; Chordata; Actinopteri; Siluriformes; Ictaluridae. The coding region runs from base 124 to 1854 and encodes 576 amino acids.
GUAUAACUGAAAGUGAAACCAGACCCGUCUGAAAGCUCACAUAGACCAGGAAGAUGUCUUUUUAAAACAAAUGCUGAAUUUAAUUACUCCGGAUCGAGUGGAUCUGAGAAGAGAAUAAACAAGAUGAGUUUUGACAAAGAGAAGAAUAAAGGGUUAAAAAGGAGAAGGAAAGAGGACAUGGCUGAAUCUUUAUCAUCACAACUAAGACAACGCAGAAAGAACAGCAUGCAUACAGCUACUGAAUUUGCAGGUGAAUCCAGCAGCCUCCUGACUGAAGAGCAGUUACAGUGUUCUAUCUGUAUGGAAGUGUUCACUGACCCCGUCACCACUCCAUGUGGACACAGCUUCUGCAACAGCUGCCUCACACAAAGCUGGGAUACGCGUCAACAUUAUUAUUGUCCAUAUUGCGAAGAGAAAUUCACCAAGAGACCAGAAAUCAAGAUUAAUAUAACACUGAGAGAGGUUGCAGAUCACUUCAAGAAGAAAACAGUCUCAGAUAAGUCUCAGAUUCUUUGUGACUUCUGCACUGGUGUGAAGCAGGAGGCCUUGAAAUCCUGUCUGGAUUGUGGUGUGACUCUCUGUUCAUCUCAUUUAGAUCUUCAUAAUAAUGUUCAAAAAUAUAAGAAACACAAAGUAUUAAAUGCAGUGGGGAACCUGGAGAAAUACAUUUGCCAGGAGCAUGAGAAACCUCUGGAGAUGUUCUGUAGAGAUGAUCAGAUGUGUGUGUGUCGGUUCUGUACUGUGACAGACCACAAGAAUCACAACGUUAUUCCAUUAGAGGAGGAGAGUGGACAGAGGAAGAGUCAGCUGGGGAAAACACAGACGGAGCUGCAGCAGAUGAUCCAGGAGCGACUGAAGAAGAUCCAGGAGAUUAAUCACUCAGUAGAGCUCAGCAAAAGAAACACAGAGAAGGAGAAAUCAGACAGUAUUGAAGUCUUCACCGCUCUGAUUCGCUCCAUUGAGAGGAGUCAGGCUGAGCUGCUGGAGGUGAUGGAGGAGAAGCAGAAAGCAGCAGAGAAGCAGGCUGAAGGACUCAUUAAAGAGCUGGAACAGGAAAUCGAUGAGCUAAAGAGGAGAGACACUGAGCUGGAGCAGCUCUCACACACUGACGAUCAUCUCCACCUCCUACAGAUUUAUCCGUCACUGUGCAUCGCUCCACACACCAAGAACUGGACUGAGAUCAGGAUUAAAACUGAACCGAGUGUGGAAGCUCUGAGGACGACUCUGUCUCAGCUUCAGAAGACUCUGAAUGAGAAACUGAAGGAAAAAGUCCCCACAGAACUGAAGAGGAUUCAGCAGUAUGCAGUGGAUGUGAUUCUGGAUCCUGAUACAGCUUCUCCUCGUCUCAUCCUGUCUGAUGAUGGAAAACAAGUGACGUAUGGAGACACAAAGCAGAAUCUCCCAGACACCCCGAAAAGAUUCACUUAUUAUCCAAUGGUCCUGGGAAAUCAGGGUUUCUCCUUAGGGAGGUUUUACUAUGAGGUGCAGGUCAGCAGGAAGACUAAGUGGGAUUUAGGAGUGGUCAAAGAGUCUGUUAACAGGAAGGGGAAAAUUGCACUUAAACCUCAGGAUGGAUUCUGGACCGUGAUUCUGAGGAAGGGGAAUGAGUAUACUGCUUGUGAUGAUCCCUGUAUCUCCCUCUCCCUGAGAGAGAAACCCCAGAAGGUGGGCGUGUUUGUGGAUUAUGAUGAGGGUCUGGUCUCCUUUUAUGAUGUUGACGCCAGGUCUCAUAUCUACUCUUUCACUGGUCAGUCUUUCACUGAGAAACUCUAUCCAUACUUCUGCCUUUCUAAUAAUGAUGGAGGUAAAAACUCAGCACCACUGAUCAUCUCUCGUGUAUCAAAGACUGAAUAAAUUCAGUCAAUUAUAUACAAUUACCAGAAUAAAAGACAAUGGGCCUCAUUUAGGGCCCCAUACUUCAGAUCUUUUUGAAACUGAUGGAGGUAAUGUGUUAAAUCUCAUAUGAUAAAAACUGAAUAAAUUCUCACAUCAUCAAUUCAGUAAUGUAUGAAAUGGCCAGAAUGAAAAACAAUGGGUUUCCUUUGUGAAUUUUUAAGUAAAGUUGUGUAAAUGUUUUUCAUAGGCCAAACUGAACUUUCAGUAAAGUGCAAAUCACAUACAGUUUCCAUAAAAGGGAAAGGUCACAGAGAGGUGAAAGAAUAAAAUGAGCUGAAGAAUACAUAAUAUUUUUUGUUAGUACGUGAAUGUAUGGUGUAAAUGGUAUCUGAUUAGCAAGACCAAGCUCAGUGCUCGGAUUAGUUUCUGUCCCACUUUAGAUAAAAAGUGCCUGCUAUAUAAAAGUCUAGCUCCUAAAAAGAAUCCAGAUAAACCUGAGUAAAACCUGAGUAAAAAAAUGUUUUUACGUGUAAUCAUAUUACAUGGGUGUCCAUUCUAAUCCGUACAGGACCAGUGUGGCUGCAGGUUUUCAUUCCAACCUAUCAGGAACCACAUCUGAUAUUCGAUUGAUACAGCUGGAAUCAGAUGUGGCUCCUCCUCAGUUGGACUGAAAACCUGCAGCGAUGCCAAUCCUUUAUGGAUAAAAUUGGACACCCCUGUUCUAUGGAGUUAAAAAUUAAAGUUUAUAUUUAUACCGUCAAAUAUGUUUAGUCUAUAAUUCAAUUCAAUUCAAUUUUAUUUGUAUAGCGCUUUUUACAAUAGACAUUGUCUCAAAGCAGCUUUACAGAAAUAUCAACACGGUAUACAGAUAUUAAAGGUGCGAAUUUAUCCCAACUGAGCAAGCCACUGAGUGGCGACGGUGGCAAGGAAAAACUCCCUAAGAUGUUUUAAGAGGAAGAAACCUUGAGAGGAACCCGACUCAGAAGGGAACCCAUCCUCAUCUGGGUAACAACAGAUAGUGUGAAAAAGUUCAUUAUGGAUUUAUAUGAAGUCUGUAUGGCGUUAAGAGCAGCCGUAGUCCCAGCAGUCUGGAAUUAAAGAAGAUUUGAGCUCCAUCCAGAGGCAGAAAGGAUCUGGAUCUCUAGUAUCUCCAUAAAUUCGUGUGGGGCUCGGCGAAAGGAGAGAGGGAGAAAAAAGAUAAUUAUGACUGCGAAGUAGUAGAACAGAAUCUAGUCAGGGUAGGCUUGAGUAAACAAAUGAACUCGGCUACACUGUAUGGUCAUUUUGUCAAAUAAUUGUUAAAAUUGUCAUAAAAUAAAUGUUGAUAGCGAGUUAAAAUCAUUUAUUUUCUUCACCAUAUAACCCUGUUCCUGGUGUCACAGUGUAAAUACAGCACUUGUUUUGUGUUUAGUGAACUUGUUUCCAUUUUUAUGAGAACAUUUCAUAUGCAAAGUCAAAUAAUUAUAAUCACAAUAUCAACAACUCACUCGUCCAAGUCUAAAUGUUGUAGAGAGUUACAAAUACUUGAAUUGUGACACGAUCUUGGUGUUUUCAACUAUUGAAGCUGGGUUUGCUGUUGAUGUAACAUAUAAAUUUAGCAAUUUACUAACA